CUUGACUUUUUACUAUUUCAACUAUUUUUAAUUCUUUUAACCUUCUUAUUUUUUUGUUACAGUCCGUUUUUCAAUGUCUACUUUGCGACAAACGGAUAUCCGACAAAAGCUUCAGUUCACAGUAAUUUUAUGGCCUUAGUAAUAUGUACCCCGCAUCAUGGGAAAAGAAAAAGCAAAGAUAAAUCUGCCAGGCAGUCCAAUAUCUACCUAGGCUCCAGACUUAGAAGCAGGCUGUGAGCCUCAUAACCUAAGCAGGACCUAGGGCAACUGCAUGAGCCCUGUUUCGUAAAGCGUUAUUAUUGCCGUUACCAAUUACGAUGAAGAUCACCCAGCAUUGCUUACAGGAGCUGAUGCCAAGCAUCCAACUCUGGUCAAGUCCAAAUAUCAGUCAACACAAGCUGCACAAGUCCUAGAAAACCACCAAGGCACAUGCUCACAACCCUUGUCGGUGCCUUACAAUAGACAAGUCAUACUGGACUAGCAUUCACACCCUGAUAAGCAGGGGGAAUAAUACCUAGGCAGCUAGGACUUGAAGUUUUACAAUAUAUAACGACCCACCAUGGAUCUACUCACUCGACAAGACCAUCAUGUUGAUCAGACUCUCCAAUCUCUCCAAAUGGCUAUUGCCAACCACUUUUCUCCUCUUCGAGACCAUGAGAUCCGGUUAAUCGACAUUAAGCCCGGGAAGCCAUCUGAUAGUCUUUGCCUAAGGCUAUACCAUGCUACUCUAGGCAGGCCUACUUCCCCCCAUUUCGAAGCCUUAUCAUAUGUGUGGGGAUCGCCAGCCGAGCCUAUCAAAAUAGUCGUAGAAGUUGUAUUGCCAGAUUCUACCCUUCGCAAUGACGAAUUCCCCAUCGGCCGGAAUUUAGCUGCAGCCUUACAACACUUACGUUAUGUUGACGUACCAAGAACUAUCUGGGCAGACGCGAUCUGUAUAAACCAGGAGGACUACGACGAGCGGGCGAAGCAGGUUCUGAUGAUGCAUGAUAUCUAUCACCUCGCUCGGAAAGUCGUCGCCUUUCUUGGCCCAGAACAGGAUGACAGUGAUGCUGCGUUCGAAGUUCUUGAGCGAAUUGGAGGCAAAGUCGAGGUAGACUUUAGCUCUGGCAUCGUGACACCUUUGUCUAGUUCCGUCGAACCCGAAUGGGUUGAUAUGAAACAACAAUUGCAUCUUGAAAAGAGAGAGGCCGUAUCCUUAUACAACCUCAUACGCCAGGAAUGGUUUGAGAGGCUUUGGAUACGACAAGAGAUCGGUCUUGGCGAACAUGAAGGAGUACUCCAGUGUGGCCGCAAGCAAGUCCAGUGGCGAGUAUUCUGCAAGGCAAUUUUCGUUAUUUUUCGGAAGCCCCUAGUAGUAGAUGGAUUUGACGUGGCGGAAUGGCAAAACUUCCAGAGGUGCCUCGGCCAAGCUGACACUGUCGCACUCUACUCAAAAAGGAGAUUCCGAUUCUCGAACCUCCGCCGGCAGAUUAGAACAUCCAAGUGCUCCGACCCGCGAGACCGGAUCUACGGUAUCAUGGGACAACUUCGCGAGUCAGAUCAAAUCACUUUCAUGCCAGACUAUACUAAGAGCGUCGUCGAGAUAUACACGGACGUAACUAAGAAAUACAUCCAGCAUUUUAACAUGCUUGAAAUUCUGAACCAGUGCGAGUUACGUCCAUCCAAUCUUUCCCUCAAGCUGCCCAGCUGGGUUCCAGAUUGGUCCAGUAAUUUAUUGUCCUCGCAAGUCCACGCGGUGUUACCUGCAAUUUUCGACCUUCUACCUACUGUUGCCACCAUUGACGACCGUCUCCUCCGAGCCCACGGUAUCCCUUGCGGCACUGUCUCUCAGGUCUUACACAAAUACGAAUUACAAGAAGAUGCCAAUCCUACCGAGAUCAUUCAGGCACUAAAGAAGUUAUUGUCUGAAGCCGAGAAGAUGUCACUUCACGAAAAUGGAGAAACCCGCGAACAUAUCCUGGAAGCAUAUACCCAUGCGCUAUGGGUCGGCAAUUUUGGUGAUCGAUGGUAUCCACCUGUACCUCACGAACCCUUCUACGACAACUGUCUCUCUAUAGUACGCUCUCUCCUUAAUUGCGACUCGUUAGAACAGCCAUUCUUGCAAGAAGAAAAUUCGAAGAGGGGCCUCGGCCGCGCACAUGAUACCUGCACCAACCGUGCCCUCUUCAUCACCGAGGAUGGCCAUAUCGGACUCGGCCCAGCCUCAAUUUCUGCAGGUGACGAACUAGGCCUUAUUUUCAGCUGCUCCAAACCAAUCGCGUUGCGCCCGUCCUCUAAAACGCCUCACGGCGAAGCUACGGAGUACAAGGUGGUGGGCGAGUGCUACCUAGAUCGCAGAAUGCUUGGCGAGGCUCUUCUCGGCGAAUUGCCGAGAUAUCUCUCCAGACUUCUAAAUCCAGACAACGUAACGAAACCGGGGAAUUGGGGCUUUAUCGACACACGGACAAACACAAUUCUUCUAGAAGACCCAAGGAUCGAGCCUUUUCUAGCGGGGUUGGUGGAGAAGGGGCUAUUACCGGAUCCAUCAAUAGAAAAGCUCGAGAAAAGGGAAGUUUUCGAUGUUUUGGUGAAGGCUGGCUAUCCUUUGAAGAUUUAUAACUUGGUAUAGAGUGUAGGGGUAUUUAAUACUACUUUUGAGUAUUAGGUAAGCCAUCCGAUGAUUUAUAUCUACUACCCCUAUAUCAUAAGAACGGUGAUUCAUUGCAUAACUUGGAGAGAUUUAAUCAAAAAUUAUGGAAUCAUACUUACAC
Molecule: messenger RNA, 2750 nt
Organism: Annulohypoxylon maeteangense
Lineage: Eukaryota; Fungi; Ascomycota; Sordariomycetes; Xylariales; Hypoxylaceae
Product: heterokaryon incompatibility protein-domain-containing protein
Exons: 1
Coding region: 560-2608 (682 amino acids)
Source: RefSeq, a predicted model, not a curated record